AUGUUUGUGUUUGAAGGUGCUGCGAGUGGAGCGCUGGCGUUGCUGGACGUGGCCACGAAGCUGCAAGUGCCAGUCGACGAGUACGUUGUGGUGGCAGGACGCGUGCCGAGCGGUCGACAGCUCACGUGUCUGGGUGGACGGGCCAAGCGUGACGGCAAGCGGCGACUGCUGGUCGUGCCAUUGGCGCACGCUCGCGAAGCGGAGGCAGCUCGAAACGCCCGUGUGCAGGUGCUGGACGUGGGAGGCGCUGCGGUGCAGCUCUUGCACGGGGUGCGAGCGUGCUUCCCCACGCUCGUGCGGAAGGAUCUGAUGGCGGACGUCGACAGCGACUCGGACGAGGAAGAAGACGCAGCGCGGACGAACAAGCACGAGGACGGAGCAAAGACUGCUGGCUCAGGAGCUGCAACGGAUCCGCCGUCGACCGCAGACGCUCUCGCGUACUUGGACGACCUCAACGUCCAGACGUUUGCGACUCUUGACGAGCUCUUGCGCGCGUAUGGCAUUGCCGACGCCGUCGACGUGCACGCGGCGCUGCAGAGCGAUCCGUCCGUGUCCGAGCACGACCAGUUGUUAUGCAUCGAGUGUCCGCCGGUCAGCGCCGCCGCCGCCGCCGAUGCCGCUCAGGUCGGCCCCCUGCGCUCGUCAUCUGCAGGUCGAUCCCCCGGCCCCGUCGACUUUGGUGUGCUAUUUCUCUCGGACCUGGCGCCACGCGAGUGCGCUAAGCAGUUUCUGCACAUCCCAGUGCCCCGUUCGCUUCGACGACCGGCGUCCGCAGCGGCUGCCCGCGCGCUCGACAGCUUUCAGGACGCGACCGUGUUGACGUUCGGUACCAAGCGCGAGGAGACUGUCCACGGCGGUGGUAAGACGUGCGACGAGAUGGUCACGAACAUUCGGCUACGGCACGCGUCCGGCACGUUCUGCACACUUGUGGACCCGACCACAACGUGGGCGCAAGUGGCACAGGCGCUUCAGUCGGUGCUGCCACAGGUACGCGAGCUCGACGGCGAGCUGCGUCUCCGUCGCUUGGUGGGUCCAACGCCAUGUGGCGUCGCCGUCAAAGUGCGGCUCGAGAGCUAG
Molecule: messenger RNA, 1077 nt
Organism: Hyaloperonospora brassicae
Lineage: Eukaryota; Oomycota; Peronosporomycetes; Peronosporales; Peronosporaceae
Source: the annotation of a GenBank genome assembly